Molecule: messenger RNA, 2700 nt
Organism: Penicillium bovifimosum
Lineage: Eukaryota; Fungi; Ascomycota; Eurotiomycetes; Eurotiales; Aspergillaceae
Product: putative protein kinase Scy1
Exons: 2
Coding region: 1-2700 (899 amino acids)
Biological process (GO): protein phosphorylation
Molecular function (GO): protein kinase activity; ATP binding
Source: RefSeq, a predicted model, not a curated record
AUGUUUUCCUCCGCGCUCAAGUCGUUCAGUUCUAAUAUUUCUGCCAAUUACCAAAUCUCACCCAACCCCACCGUGUACGCCGGCCCCUGGAAGAUCCACGAUGCAAAGAAGAAGUCUACGGGAACAGCGGCGUCGGUAUUUAUCUUUGAUCGCAAGUCAUUAGAGACACGCUCUGGUGGAUUUGGGAGGAGCUCUGGGUCUUCUAAGAAGCUGCAGGACGAUGUAAUCGAACGACUGAAGCGCGAAGCAAGCAACCUUGCGCGUCUACGGCACCCAUCCAUUCUCCAGGUACUCGAGCCCGUGGAGGAGACGCGCAAUGGUGGCCUUAUGUUCGCGACAGAACAUCUCACUGCUUCGCUUUCUGGGCUUCUGCUGGAAAAGGAUGACCAGGAGAAUACCACACGCGCUGGUUCGCGGCCGAGCCGAUAUGUGGUCGAGGAGGCUGACGGGACUCGAAGGAGAAGGGAAAUUGAGAUUGAUGAGCUGGAGAUUCAAAAAGGACUCCUGCAAGUUGCUAAGGGUCUUGAAUUUCUUCACGAGUCUGCGGGCUUGGUGCAUGGAAAUUUGAAUCCAGACGCCAUCUACAUCAACGCCAAAUCAGAUUGGAAGAUUUCGGGUUUGGGAUUUGCGGGGCCCCCAGACUCUUCUGAGACACGUUCAUCACUUCCGCCAUUGGCUGUGUCCGAGGUUCUAUACCAAGAUCCAAGGCUCCCCGCUUCGGUACAAUUGAACCUUGACUUUACAUCCCCCGAUUUUGCACUGGACUCGAAUGUAUCGUCUGCUGCGGAUCUCUUCUCUCUGGGCCUCAUCAUCGUUGCGCUGUACAACUCUCCGCAUGUCUCGCCUCUACAGACGAAUGGGAAUUUGACCACAUAUAAGAAACUUUUGAGCUCUCCCUCUACUACUCCCUCGCAGAGCAAUAAUUUCCUCUCUUCGAAGCCAAUCCCCAAGGAUUUGCUUUCUCAUGUUUUACCGAGGCUCAUUACCAGAAGGCCCGCUCAACGCACGAACGCUCGAGAGUUCCAGCAAUCCCAGUACUUCGAUAAUGUAUUGGUCUCGACGAUCCGGUUCCUGGAGUCCUUGCCAGCAAAGAAUCCGAACGAGAAGUCUCAAUUCUUACGUGGCUUACAGCGAGUAUUGCCCGAGUUCCCGGUAUCUGUACUAGAGAGGAAGCUAUUGGGAGCAUUGAUGGACGAGCUAAAGGACCGGGAAUUACUCCCUCUGAUAUUGCAGAAUGUGUUCGGUAUUCUCAAACGAAUCCCCAACGGGCGCCGAGUUUUCCCAGAGAAAAUCGUUCCGCGCCUGAAGGAGGUAUUUGCAGCUGGAUCAGGCAAAACGGCUGCUGAACGGGAUUCCAAAAAAGAUGCCGGUCUUAUGGUCGUGCUUGAGAAUAUGAAACUCAUCGCUGACAAUUGCUCAGGGAUGGAGUUUAAAGAUGAUAUACUACCCCUAAUCCGACUGGGUUUGGAUUCGCCUACACACUCCCUGGUGGAUGCGUCUCUCAAGUGUCUCUCUGUGAUACUCCCAGUCCUCGACUUCAGUACGGUCAAAAACGAAGUCUUCCCUCCCAUAGCCGCCACUUUUAGUCGUACCAGCAGCCUUGCUAUCAAGGUUCGCAGUUUGGAAGCUUUCAGUGUGCUCUGCGGUGCUUCCGCAGAUGAUGGGUUUGACGAUGAUCUGUCUGGAAUCCAGACGAGCAAGUCGAAGCCAGCCAAGUCCUCCAUAUUGGACAAGUAUACCAUUCAAGAAAAGCUUGUCCCGUCGCUCAAGGCGAUCAAAACGAAAGAGCCGUCAGUGAUGAUGGCAGCUUUGAAGGUGUUCCGCCGAGUUGGAACUGUCGCGGACACCGACUUUCUGGCUUUGGAAGUUCUGCCCGUCCUCUGGGGUUUCAGUCUGGGGCCACUUUUGAGUCUAUCGCAGUUCAAUGAAUUCAUGGCACUUAUCAAAUCCCUCUCGACUAGGAUUGAGCAGGAACAGUCCAAAAAGUUGCAAGACCUGUCUUCUGGUGCUGGAGGGACUGGCUUCAAGAACACCGCCGAUGAGUUCUCACAGUCUGCCACAGGCCUCAACUCGCCCGACGCGGACACCGCUGGUAGCUUCGAGCGCCUCGUUCUUGGGAAGAAGGCUUCCCCAGCGAAUGGCCAGAGUAUGGACAUGUGGGGUAGCAUGGAGCCAGAGCCAGCCAAGCCUGUCGUUCCAAGCAUGUCUCCUUCAUUCUCUUGGUCUUCAAAUAACACAGGCCUGACAAACCAAGCCAGUGCCUUGAAUCAGCAGUCCAACCUUGGCUUCCGUUCUAUCACUCCGGAUCAGAAAUUGGGUUCUUAUCCAUCUCUUGCCCCCGCCCGUCAGGCUUCACCGGUCACUCCUGCCUUCCCUGCCAUGCAACCCUCAUCAUCUAUCUGGGGAGCCCCUGCCAACCCAGUCGCCCGAUCCCAGACGGGUGCAGUGACUUCCUCUCUUGGGACAAUGUCGACUAUGACACCUUCGAAUCAUAUGUCCGGGUCAACAGCGCAACCGGCACCCAAUUACUCCGCAUUCUCAAUACCUCCUCCACCUCCUGGAAAUACGGGUUUCAAUAGUGCUGUGAGAUCCCCGCCGUUGAACACCGCAAACAGAUCUACGUCUUUCCAAAGCACAGUUUCUGGGCCGCAACAACCGACUCAAAAGCAAGGACUGGACAAAUAUGAGAGCUUGAUUUAG